AUGCGUCGCGGUAAUCACGUUAUCCGCUUCGCCAAGGCCAGAGGUUCGUCUCUCUGGGAUGUCGAAUAUAAUCGUAAGUAUGUGUCAGCUUGUCGUAAGCUUCUUCUCGAGACAGGUGAGUGCCCUAGAGAAGGCUUCGCUGAGCAGCAUAGGGGUGGGGAGUUGAUUGUUGGCCAAGCAUUGACCGGUUCUGAUUCCAGCCCUGUGGACGGCAUUGAUCUCGAUGACGUCACUGAAGAACAGUUGGUUGCGUGGAACAUCAUUUCCUUUUUGGGUGGUGGUAUUAGUGCAUGGAGUAAAGAAUUGGGCAAGUAA
Messenger RNA from Perkinsus marinus ATCC 50983, 315 nucleotides. RefSeq lists its product as hypothetical. The transcript has 5 exons. Lineage: Eukaryota; Perkinsozoa; Perkinsida; Perkinsidae. Bases 1 to 315 code for a protein of 104 amino acids. The record is from RefSeq and is a predicted model, not a curated record.